AUGCGGCGGCGGGCCUCCCCCGCCUCUGCCGCGCCCGCCGGCGGCGGCGGCUUUCGCUGGUUUGGAUGGAAGAGGCCGGCCGCCGCCGCGGCCGCCACGGAUGAGUUGAAUGACCAGGGGGCUGUAACGGUGGUGCUGAAGACUCGUCUGGACUGCUAUGGCUGCAUUAAGAGAGUGGAGAAGAUUCUUCUUAAGGUUAAAGGGGUAAAAGAGAUAUAUGCUGAUGCUGAAAGCGAGUUGGUGACUGUUAAGGGGACAGUGGAUGUCAAUUCACUGCGGGUGCACCUGAAGCGCAAGCUCAAGCGUAGCGUUGAGAUUGUUUCUUUGAAAAUUGAUGACGGCGACAACAACGACCGUAUGAACAAUGUUAAAGAUGCGAAGACGGAGGAUGACAAUGGCGGUGACGGCGAUGGCGAGUGGAUGGAGAAAGAGGGCGGUGGCGGUGGUGAGAUAUUGAAAGUGGAGAGAGUUGCUAGGCGACAGAGAAUGAAGGAGAAGUUGGGGGAUGGUGGUCGUGAAAGUGGCUACUCAAAUAGAAAAAAUUCUUAA
Messenger RNA from Phalaenopsis equestris, 549 nucleotides. Its product is annotated as heavy metal-associated isoprenylated plant protein 5-like. The record is from RefSeq and is a predicted model, not a curated record. Bases 1 to 549 code for a protein of 182 amino acids. Lineage: Eukaryota; Viridiplantae; Streptophyta; Magnoliopsida; Asparagales; Orchidaceae. Gene Ontology annotation, molecular function: metal ion binding. The transcript has 3 exons.